CUGGCCCCGCCCCAGGUCUCUGGACUCCGAGUGGGGAGGACCUCGCGAGGCGGGAUCUCCGGCCGGAAGUCGAGGGGAGGAGCCUAGCACCGCGGGCGCCGGAGCGCCGGAAGUUGUGCUCUCCGUGGUUGGGGUUCUUCCUACCUUGUUCCCCGUGGCUCUGCUUCCGAUGUAGAAAGGCUCCCGCGACCUGUUCCUCAGCUCGGCUUCGCCGUCGGACUUGCGCGAUGUCUGCGAUCCCUGCGGAGGAGAGCGACCAGCUGCUGAUCCGGCCCCUGGGAGCUGGCCAAGAAGUAGGACGAUCAUGUAUUAUUCUGGAGUUCAAAGGAAGAAAAAUAAUGUUGGACUGUGGGAUCCACCCUGGCCUAGAAGGAAUGGACGCUCUUCCUUACAUCGAUCUAAUUGACCCGGCGGAGAUUGACCUCCUGCUCAUUAGUCACUUCCAUUUGGAUCACUGUGGCGCUCUGCCCUGGUUUCUACAGAAGACGAGUUUCAAAGGAAGGACAUUCAUGACUCACGCUACUAAAGCUAUCUACAGGUGGCUCCUUUCAGACUACGUCAAAGUCAGUAACAUAUCGGCGGACGACAUGCUGUACACCGAGACCGACCUGGAAGAGAGCAUGGACAAAAUCGAGACCAUCAACUUCCAUGAAGUUAAGGAGGUCGCGGGAAUCAAGUUUUGGUGUUACCACGCGGGCCACGUGCUCGGAGCUGCCAUGUUCAUGAUUGAGAUCGCGGGCGUGAAGCUUUUGUAUACAGGUGACUUCUCAAGACAAGAAGACAGACACUUAAUGGCAGCUGAGAUUCCAAAUAUUAAGCCUGACAUUCUUAUCAUUGAAUCAACGUAUGGGACCCACAUCCACGAGAAGCGGGAAGAGCGAGAGGCGCGGUUCUGCAACACGGUCCACGAUAUUGUGAACAGAGGCGGCCGGGGCCUCAUCCCUGUCUUUGCUCUUGGGCGGGCUCAGGAGCUGCUCCUGAUUCUAGAUGAGUACUGGCAGAACCACCCGGAGCUCCAUGAUAUUCCAAUAUACUACGCAUCAUCUUUGGCCAAGAAGUGUAUGGCCGUGUACCAGACAUACGUGAACGCCAUGAACGACAAAAUCCGCAAGCAGAUCAACAUCAAUAAUCCCUUUGUUUUCAAGCACAUUAGUAACCUUAAGAGCAUGGACCAUUUUGACGACAUUGGGCCCAGCGUGGUGAUGGCCUCCCCGGGCAUGAUGCAGAGCGGCCUGUCCAGGGAGCUCUUCGAGAGCUGGUGCACGGACAAGAGGAACGGCGUCAUCAUCGCAGGCUACUGUGUGGAGGGCACGCUGGCCAAGCACAUCAUGUCUGAACCUGAAGAGAUCACGACCAUGUCUGGACAGAAGCUUCCAUUGAAAAUGUCUGUUGAUUACAUUUCUUUCUCCGCUCACACAGAUUACCAGCAAACCAGCGAAUUCAUCCGCGCUUUGAAACCGCCUCACGUGAUUUUAGUCCAUGGAGAACAGAACGAAAUGGCCCGAUUGAAAGCAGCCCUGAUUCGAGAAUAUGAAGAUAAUGACGAAGUUCACAUAGAGGUUCAUAAUCCUCGGAACACAGAAGCUGUGACCUUGAACUUCAGAGGGGAAAAACUAGCCAAGGUCAUGGGCUUUUUAGCAGACAAGAAGCCAGAACAAGGCCAGCGGGUCUCGGGAAUCCUUGUUAAGAGAAACUUUAAUUAUCACAUUCUUUCUCCUUGUGACCUGUCCAAUUAUACUGACCUGGCCAUGAGCACUGUGAAGCAGACCCAAGCCAUUCCCUAUACUGGGCCCUUUAAUUUGCUCUAUUACCAGCUGCAGAAACUGACAGGUGAUGUAGAAGAAUUAGAAAUUCAAGAAAAACCUGCUUUGAAAGUGUUCAAAAAUAUUACUGUAAUACAGGAACCAGGAAUGGUGGUGUUAGAAUGGCUCGCUAACCCUGCCAACGACAUGUACGCAGACACCGUGACAACCGUGGUCCUCGAGGUGCAGUCAAACCCGAAAAUCAGAAAAGGUGCCGUGCAGAAGGCGUCUAAGAAGUUGGAGAUGCACGUGUACAGCAAGAGGUUGGAGGUCAUGCUCCAGGACAUAUUUGGAGAAGACUGUGUGAGUGUGAAAGACGGCGCCCUGCUCAGUGUCACCGUGGACGGGAAAACGGCGAACGUGAACUUGGAGACCCGGACUGUCGAGUGUGAGGAAGGGAGCGAAGAUGACGAGUGUCUCCGGGAAAUGGUGGAGCUGGCCGCACAGAGGCUGUACGAGGCCCUCACGCCGGUGCACUGAGCCCGCCCGCCGGCCGGCUGUGCCGGAACGUUCCUGUGAUGCUCGCCUUUACUUCUGUUACUUAAAGGAAACACAUUCCUUUCUCGGGGCGGCCUGUUUACUUUGGACGUCAGACGGCUUUUAUUCCAGUAGUUAGCAUACCAUAAAGUACCAACGAAUCUGUUCAUUACUUUAGAACUGCUGAAUAAACCGUUUAGAAUUCAUUGACUCCACGUCUAGGCACGGAUGCAGCUCCCAGUAAACUUUAAAAAUCUGCUCACAGCGCCCUGGCCAGGCGGCUCAGAGGCCCGCUGUUGGGAGCAACGUCCUGUGCACCCAAACGUUGCGGCUCCAUUCCCGUCAGGGCACAUCCCCAGGUUGCAGGUUCAUCCCGUCGGCAUGACCGAUAUUCUCUCCCUUCCUCUCUCUCAAAUCAAUAAACACGUCCUCGGGUGAGGAUUGUUCAUUAAAUCUUCAUAGCAAC
Messenger RNA from Myotis lucifugus (little brown bat), 2745 nucleotides. RefSeq names its product cleavage and polyadenylation specific factor 3 (gene CPSF3). Lineage: Eukaryota; Metazoa; Chordata; Mammalia; Chiroptera; Vespertilionidae. The record is from RefSeq and is a predicted model, not a curated record. The transcript is spliced from 17 exons. Gene Ontology annotation, biological process: mRNA 3'-end processing by stem-loop binding and cleavage. The coding region runs from base 228 to 2282 and encodes 684 amino acids. Gene Ontology annotation, molecular function: RNA endonuclease activity; 5'-3' exonuclease activity; RNA binding. Gene Ontology annotation, cellular component: mRNA cleavage and polyadenylation specificity factor complex.